AUGGCGAAUGGGCGACCUGUUAGCAAACAGUGUGCUGUCCUUGAUAAAUGCAGUCACACCUACUACAAUCAGAGGAAAUUCCACGUAACGUCAUACAACUACCCUAACGUGUACGAAAACCGAUUGAAAUGCGUCUAUUUCAUCUCAUACCCCACUGCCUAUACCAUCAGAUUAACAUUCAACGACUUCGAGACAGAACUGAACAAGGACGUUCUCGAGAUUGGAGUCGGGAGCACUGUUGAUUAUACUCUCGCCCUGCAUAGAUUUAUGGGGCGGACCCUUCCCAACCCCUCAGUAUACCUGAUCGAAGCUAACCAGGUGUGGAUGUACUUUGAAACCGAUUUCAACAUUUUGUACCGUGGCUUCAACGUCACUGUAGAAGUGGAUGACGACGAGUGUAUUGAAGACCCAUGUCAACCCGGCUAUCGAUGUAUUGACGAACCAUUCAACUACAUAUGUGUAGAUAUUGAUGAGUGUUCCAGUAACCCCUGUUUGAAUGGAGCCACCUGUAACAACCUCAUCAACAUGUACACAUGUACCUGUGUUCCUGGAUGGACUGGAAUCAAUUGCGAGUUGGACAUCAAUGAAUGUCUGGGUAACCCCUGUUUGAAUGGCGCCACCUGUAACAACCUCAUCAACAUGUACACAUGUACCUGUGUUCCUGGGUGGACUGGAAUCAAUUGCGAGUUGGAUAUCAACGAAUGUCUGGGUAACCCCUGUUUGAAUGGCGCCACCUGUAACAACCUCAUUAACAUGUACACGUGUACCUGUGUUCCUGGAUGGACUGGAAUCAAUUGUGAGUUGGAUAUCAACGAAUGUCUGGGUAACCCCUGUUUAAAUGGCGCCACCUGUAACAACCUCAUCAACAUCUGUGCACCUGGAUGGACUGGCAGCAGAUGUGAUAUAGACAUAAAUGAAUGUUUAAUCAACCCUUGUCUCAAUGGAGCCACGUGUGUGAACCUGCUAAAUGCUUACACAUGUACAUGUAUGCCUGGUUACAAUGGAUUGAAUUGUGAACUUGAAAUUGAUGAAUGUUUGAGCAAUCCCUGUUUUAAUGGUGCUGCCUGCAAUGACCUGAUAAAUAUGUACACAUGUACCUGUAUGCCUGGGUGGACUGGUGUCAGAUGCUUAACUGAUAUCAAUGAAUGUGCCAGUGAGCCUUGUUUCAAUGGAGCAAUAUGCAAUGAUUUGCUCAAUGCAUAUAGCUGUUCAUGCAUAGCUGGCUACAGUGGAUUCAAUUGUGAUAUAGAGAUCAAUGAAUGUUUAAGCAAUCCAUGCUUCAAUGGUGCCACAUGCGAAAACCUGAUUAAUAGUUAUACAUGUACAUGUGCUCCUGGGUGGUCUGGUGUGAGAUGUGAGCUGGAUAUUAAUGAAUGUGCUAAUAAUCCCUGUCAUAAUGGUGCCACAUGCAUCAAUCUGUUGAAUGCAUACAGUUGUACAUGUAUGCCGGGUUACAAUGGAUUUGACUGUGAGCAUGAAAUCAACGAGUGUCUCAGUAACCCCUGCCUAAAUGGUGCUACAUGCAACAAUCUUAUCAACUUGUAUACCUGUACCUGUGUGGCAGGGUGGACAGGCGUACUUUGCAACAUUAAUAUCAAUGAAUGUGCCACAAAUCCGUGUCGGAAUGGCGCUACCUGCCUAGACCUCAUUAACAGUUAUACAUGUACCUGUGUACCUGGAUGGAAUGGUGAUCAGUGUCAAUUUGACAUAAACGAAUGUGUCAGCAGCCCUUGCUUUAAUGGAGCAACUUGCAAUAAUCUCUUGAAUGCCUAUAGUUGUUCAUGCAUCCCUGGUUGGACUGGAUACAACUGUGAUUUAGACAUUGAUGAAUGUUUCAAUAAUCCUUGCUUGAAUGGUGCUACUUGUAACAACCUGCUAAACAUAUAUUCGUGUGAUUGUGCACCGGGUUGGAUUGGUGCUAACUGUGAAGCUGAGAUAAAUGAAUGUGCCAGCAGUCCAUGUUUUAAUGGCGGUGUAUGUGACGAUGAUGUGAACAGUUACACCUGUAGUUGUAUUGAUGGCUGGACUGGGGUCCACUGUGAGAUUGAGAUCAAUGAAUGUUUCAGCAGCCCAUGCUUAAAUGGUGCCACGUGUAAUGACCAAUUGAAUUCAUAUAGCUGUUCCUGUGUUCCUGGUUAUAAUGGUGGAAAUUGUGAAUUCGAGAUUAACGAGUGUUUCAGCAAUCCAUGUUUGAACAGUGCAACCUGUAACAACUUGGUCAACUUCUACACCUGUGACUGUGUCCUGGGAUGGACUGGGAUCAACUGUGAACUUGAUAUUGAUGAAUGUUUUGGAAACCCUUGUCUGAAUGGUGCAGUCUGCAACAAUCUACUGAAUCACUAUACCUGUAUUUGUUCUGCUGGUUACACUGGAGGAAACUGUGAAGUAGAAAUAAAUGAGUGUUCCAGUAAUCCAUGCGACAAUGGGGCAACAUGUAACAACCUGAUUAACAUGUUCACUUGUAUUUGUGCACCUGGCUGGACAGGUGUGACAUGUGGCAUUGACAUUGAUGAGUGCAUAAAUAAUCCUUGCUUGAAUGGUGCAACGUGUCUUAAUUUACUGAAUGCUUACAGCUGUAACUGUGUUUCUGGCUACCAAGGCACAAACUGUGAAACUGAAAUCAAUGAAUACUUCGACUUCUGUGCCACACGUCCCUGUUUGAAUGGUGCCGCAUGUAUAGAUGGAUUGACUCAAUACACAUGCAACUGUCUACCUGGAUAUAGAGGAAUCAAUUGUGAAAUUAAUAUUAACGAAUGUGCCAGCAAUCCAUGUAUGAAUGGUGGUGUAUGUACUGACAGAGUUAAUCAAUAUACUUGUGAGUGUUCCCAAGGCUGGGCUGGACUCAGGUGUGAAACAGACAUCAACGAGUGCGCAACUGCUCCCUGCUUGAAUGGUGGGAUCUGUCGUGAUCUGGUCAACUCUUACCUUUGCGAAUGUAUACCUGGUUGGCUGGGUAUCAACUGUGAGAUCGACUUCGACGAGUGUGUCAGUCAUCCGUGCCUCAAUGGUGCCUUGUGUAAUAACUUGCAGGGUGCGUAUAGUUGUAGCUGUGCUGGCGGAUGGGACGGUGUCAACUGCGAGAAUGAAAUUAACGAAUGUGCGAGUAAUCCAUGUCAGAACGGGGCCGCAUGUGAUGAUCUGAUCAAUGGUUAUUCGUGUGCAUGUGUUCCUGGUUGGUCUGGCGUAAACUGUCAGAUUAAUAUAGACGAAUGUGCCAGUGGACCUUGUCGUAAUAGUGGCACGUGCAAUGAUAAUAUCAACUCUUACACCUGUACUUGUGUACCUGGGUGGACUGGUCGCAUAUGUGAUGUAGACUAUGAUGAGUGUUUGAUGUCUUCUUGCUUGAAUGGUGGUACAUGCUUGAAUCUCUUCAACGCAUACCAGUGUAUUUGCCCUCCAGGUUGGGGAGGAAUCAACUGCGAGAUUUCCACUGAUGAAUGUAGAAGUCAGCCAUGUUUAAAUGGUGGUACAUGUAUCGACUUGGACAACGCCUACAGAUGUGACUGUUCUCCUGGGUACAGUGGGGCCAACUGCCAAAUAGACGUUGACGAAUGUUCUGCAAUGCCGUGUUUAAACGGGGGUGUAUGUAUAGAUCAGGUCAACAGUUUCACGUGUCAGUGUCCUGCUGGGUGGCUAGGGCAAAAUUGCGAAAUUGACCUCAACGAAUGUUCAAGCGAUCCUUGCAGAAAUGGCGCCACUUGUCUCGAUCUUCCCAACUCGUACAGCUGUGUGUGCGUCCUCGGCUGGACUGGAACGAACUGCGAUAUAGAUAUAGACGAGUGUUCCAGACUCCCUUGUCAGAAUGGCGCAACGUGUUAUAAUACCAUUCCACCAAGCUUAUAUCUAUGCACAUGUACAUACCAAUAUACUGGCAGAAACUGCGAGUUUGAAAUCGACAUGUGUGAAUCUAAUGACUGCAUAAAUGGUGCUACUUGUAUCAACCACUAUACCCAUUAUACAUGUGAAUGUGCCCCAGGAUGGACAGGUGCUGCUUGUGCUGAAGACAUUAACGAGUGUGACAGUAAUCCAUGCUUGAAUGGAGGUACGUGCAUGAACGAUAAUAACAAGUAUAUAUGUUACUGUACUAGAGAAUUCACCGGCACUAACUGUGACACAGAGAUUAAUCCAUGUUUCAGUUAUCCAUGUGCUAACGGUGGGCAGUGUAACAACUUCGUCGACUACUAUACUUGUAGCUGUCCACAAGCUUGGAGUGGACCCACGUGUAAUCAAGCUGUCGACGCCUGUGAAAACAAUCCUUGCUUGAAUGGCGCCCUCUGUGUCAACCAGUAUACCCACUAUACAUGUCAGUGUCUCAUUGGAUGGGGUGGCAUUAAUUGCGAAACUGAACUGAACCCAUGUCUAAGUACUCCCUGUCUGAACGGUGGACUGUGUUCCAAUUUCUACAUUUCAUAUACAUGUAACUGUCAGCAAGGGUGGAGCGGAGCAAACUGUGAAACUGAACUGAACCCAUGCUUCAGCGCACCAUGUUUAAACAACGGAGCAUGUAUUAACCAAUUCACAUAUUACACGUGUAGCUGUGCUGUAGGAUACACCGGGCCGAAUUGCGAUAGAGAAAUAGACCUGUGCGUGAAUAACCCAUGCCUGAACGGUGGUGUCUGUCAGAACUUCAUGUCCGACUACAAGUGCACAUGCGCGGAAGGAUACACGGGUCCGAACUGUGCUGUCGUCAUCAAUCUAUGUGACCCAAAUCCAUGCUUGAAUGGUGGCGUAUGUACAAACUUCGCUACGCGCUACGCAUGCGCAUGUCAGGGUGGUUGGACAGGGAAUACGUGCAGUAUCGAAAUAAAUCUGUGUACCAUCUACCCAUGUAAAAAUGGUGCCACCUGUAUCAAUCAUCGCACAUACUACACAUGCGAAUGCCCCGAUUCCUGGACUGGACCCACGUGUGAAAUCAGAGUGGAUGCAUGUGACACCAGUCCGUGUCAAAAUGGAGGGACCUGUAUAAAUUACUACACCCAUUACCAGUGUCAAUGCCCGCAUGGAUGGUCCGGUCUGAACUGUGACAACGAGAUGAAUCCUUGUAGAAGCAACCCGUGCUUCAACGGCGGUACGUGUAAUAACCUAGGCACAUCGUUUACGUGUUCCUGUACCAGAGGAUGGACUGGCCAUACGUGUUCGCUUGCGAUCGAUGCCUGCCUCGGCAAUCCUUGUCGAAAUGGAGGAUCCUGCAGCAACCACAUUGACUUCUAUACUUGCAGCUGUACCCACGAGUGGACUGGAACCAACUGUGAUACAGUGGUUGAUCUCUGCUUAAGUGGUCCAUGCCGUAACGGUGCAACGUGUACGAAUCUGUAUACAGAUUAUAUAUGUACGUGUCAGAUUGGGUAUACUGGAGCAAUAUGUGAUAAAGUUGUCAACUUAUGCGAACAUAAUCCUUGUUGGAACGGUGGUGUGUGUUUAAAUAACAACGGCAUUUCAUACACGUGUCAGUGUCCUCAAGGGUGGAUAGGCAACAACUGUCAGAUUGGAAUCGACGCCUGUGCCAGCAGUCCAUGUUUGAACGGUGCUGUGUGUUCCAACCAACAAUCGCAUUACACAUGUCAGUGUCCUCCGGGGUAUAUGGGAUACAAUUGUCAAACUUGUAAGUAA
Saccoglossus kowalevskii is the source of this 5610-nucleotide messenger RNA. RefSeq lists its product as uncharacterized. Lineage: Eukaryota; Metazoa; Hemichordata; Enteropneusta; Harrimaniidae. Gene Ontology annotation, biological process: digestion; lipid catabolic process; heterophilic cell-cell adhesion. Gene Ontology annotation, cellular component: extracellular region; plasma membrane; protein-containing complex. The record is from RefSeq and is a predicted model, not a curated record. Gene Ontology annotation, molecular function: calcium ion binding; enzyme activator activity.